AUGGCGACUCCAAAGAAAACCUUUCCAAUGUGUGGUGCCACCUAUAUCGGUCAAAUCGAGCAUGAGUUUAUGCACAGCAAAGGACUCGGGAUAUGUGCUAAUUGCAUGACGACUGGUAUGCAAAAACCGUUGAGGAGAUGUAGCGGGUGCAUUCUGGUUGAUUACUGCUCAAGAGAGUGUCAAAAAGAUCACUGGACAAAGCACAAACCAUUUUGCAACUUGGCUCAGGGAAAGGGCUCGAAAAAGGCGUACUUGACUUCGUACGAGCAUGAUGAAGUCUUGCGAGUUCUCAUCGAUACAUAUCGCAUGAGGGUGGACACAGACCACUCUGCUCGAGAAGAAGAUCAUGGUCUUUACUACCCCGGAAAAUCAAUUGAUGGUUUGGUGUGGGCCAAAGGUGAUGCGACUGAGGACUUUCAGCGAUUCCUCGACCUGGCCGAAACCGCGGGCAUUUUACCAAAAUGGUGGACAUUCGAGGACAGGAUGAAUUGUCUUGCUUGGGCAAUCAAUAAAGAGGAUCCAGAAAGCAUCUUCAAACCUGUGGAUCAAACCGAGAUCUUCACACGAUAUGGAGGCGAUACUGCCAUCCGCCAGGCUUUCCUGAUACUAGCGGAACUUUGUGUGGGUUAUGACGGCAAGGGCCCUGCAAAGGAUGACACAUGGUUUCAGGAGUUUCAGGAAUACCUAGAUCUCCAUCCACAAGAACGUGCUCGUCUGAUAGGUGGAUCUAUUGAAGCAGUGCAAGCAGCUUUGGAAGGACCAGACGGAGAAGGAACUGACUUGAAGAAGCAGCUAAUGCAGGGAGACAUG
This is a messenger RNA of Exophiala aquamarina CBS 119918, 810 nucleotides long. RefSeq lists its product as uncharacterized. Lineage: Eukaryota; Fungi; Ascomycota; Eurotiomycetes; Chaetothyriales; Herpotrichiellaceae. The record is from RefSeq and is a predicted model, not a curated record. The transcript has 3 exons. The annotation marks the transcript as partial.